UUCUCUUACAAACACAUGAAAAAAAAGGGAAUCUCUUUUAUUCCAAAAACUUAUUUCUAGGGUUUGAUAAUAUUAUCUGUACUUCAAUUGGUAUAGCUGAUUUCACCUGAAAGUUAGGAGAAUUGGGGUUUAAGUGGUAUAAUUCAAUUCAAAAGUUCUUCUCUGUAUGUAGCUCAUAGAAUUAGGGGGGAAAUUAUAAAAAUAGAGGAUCUUUUUCAGUUACUAUGGUUCCUACAAGAUUUGCAUGGCCUUAUGGUGGUCAUCAAGUAUUCUUAAGUGGUUCGUUCACUAGGUGGACUGAUCAUUAUUUAAUGACACCAGUUGAAGGAUCAUCAACUGUUUUUCAAGCUAUUUAUAAUCUUGAACCGGGUUAUCAUCAGUAUAAAUUCCUGGUUGAUGGAGUAUGGCGACUCGAUGAACAACAACCAUAUGUUACUGAUGAGCACGGAAUUGUGAAUAAUAUCAUACUCGUGAAGGAGCCUGAACUCGUGUCUUCGGUUUUGCGUUUAGAGGCUUGCAAUUCUGAUUCAAGCAUGGAGCUUGAUAAUGGCUUCUUUAGGCACCCGGCUUCAGUCUCAGGUGGCACACAUCGAAAUCCAGUACUACAAAUUCCUGAUGGUGAGAUACGCGCUUUUCGUCGUCACAUCACGUUAUUAUUGUCGAGAUAUACAGCAUAUGAAUUGCUUCCUGAGUCAGGCAAGGUUAUUGCAUUGGAUAUUAAGUUGCCCGUAAAACAAGCAUUUCAUAUAAUGUAUGAGCAGGGGCUUGUUUCCGUGCCUAUUCGGGAUGACUUGAAUGGGCAGUUUUGUGGAAUGUUGUCUGCUUCUGACUUCAUUUUGAUUCUAAUGGAGUUGCAUAAUAAUGGAUCUAUGCUGACCGAUGAAGAGCUUGAAACGCACACGGUUUUUGCUUGGAAAGAGGGAAAAUAUCAACUCAACAGAGAACCCGAUGGUUCUGUAGAACAGCUACCUGGGAGGCCUUUAAUCCAAGCUGACCCACAUGAAUCUCUAAAAGAUGUAGCUCUGAAGAUUGUUCAUAAUAAAAUUUCCACAGUUCCUAUCAUUCAUAAACUAGAAGACGGGUCCAUGCCUCAGUUGCUGCAUCUCGCUUGUCUGCCUGGAAUUUUAAAACAUAUUUGUAGGCAUUUUAGACAUUCCCCUGGAACUUUGCCUCUUCUUCAGCAACCGGUUGGUAGGCUCUGUUUGGGCUCAUCGAUGCAGAAAGUUGGCGCGCCAACUAGUUCUCGGCUGACAAUGUUGCGGCCCAAUGAUCCUCUAAGCUCUGCGCUUACUCUACUAAUUGAGGAUCAAGUAAGCUCCAUACCCAUUGUGGAUGAUAAUGGGUCACUGCUGGAUGUGUACAGCCGGAGCGAUAUUACUUCAUUAGCAAAAGAUAGUGCAUAUGCUCAUGUUCGGCUUGAUCAAACAAGUAUUCAUCAAGCCUUGCAACUGUUCUACGAGGCAACCGGUGCUGUUAACGCCUACAAACAUUGCACCACAUGCUUGAAUUCUGAUUCGUUGCAUGAGAUUAUGGAGCGUCUCUCUGAUCCAGCGGUGAGGCGGCUUAUUGUAGUCGAGGCAGGAAGCAAACGCGUGGAAGGGAUAAUCUCACUGAGAGAUGUAUUUAAUUUUCUGCUUUGCUGAAUUUCUUCUGUAAAUUCUCUCUUAGUAGACAUUCAAUUUUCGUCCAUUUUCUUCGAUUCAAAGGGAGAAUAAUCUUCUAAUUAGAUCAAUCAAGUAAAAGAAAAACAAAAUAAAACAAUCAUUGUUAUGUAUAAAAAUGUCGUUCAACUGUUCAACAAAUGAAAGGCGAGCAGAACGGGGGCAACU
Messenger RNA from Papaver somniferum (opium poppy), 1829 nucleotides. RefSeq names its product sucrose nonfermenting 4-like protein. Bases 225 to 1643 code for a protein of 472 amino acids. The transcript has 13 exons. Lineage: Eukaryota; Viridiplantae; Streptophyta; Magnoliopsida; Ranunculales; Papaveraceae. The record is from RefSeq and is a predicted model, not a curated record.